Pelobates cultripes (western spadefoot toad) is the source of this 18357-nucleotide messenger RNA. Lineage: Eukaryota; Metazoa; Chordata; Amphibia; Anura; Pelobatidae. The record is from the annotation of a GenBank genome assembly.
GGCACCAGCAAUUCGAGCCUGGAGGAUAUCGUGGUGGAUUGGAAAUUUUCAUUCAGCUUGCAAAGUACAGGUUAAUUAUUAUUAAUUACUGUUUUAUGCAAUCAGUUAAAGUGCAAAUUACAUGAACCAGGAAGAGGGUGGGAUAUAUCAUGCAUAAAGUUAUUUUAAUUGAUUUUCUUGUUGAAGCAUAGGUACUUUAGUAACACACACCUUUCCUAAACCCAUACUGUGCAAGUUAUUAUGGAAACGAAGUGAAGGACUUGUAUAUUUUAGGUAGUACUAUUAUAUGAGUUCCAUGUCAUAUUUAAAAGCAAGUAAUGUAGACAUGUAAACAUCUUGUAAAUAAAUACAUUUGCUUUUAUGUAAGUAAAACAUCACACAUUUCAUAAAUACAAGAAAUGGGGAGAAUGUGAAUGAUUAGUAGAAGAAUCAAUUCAUUCCAUUAAGAUCUUCUGAAGGUCUCCUUGAUGGACAUAUACUAGGUGUCAUGGGUCUUAAAAAAAGUCUUAUUACCUCUGACAACCUCCCAAAAUAUGACAAUUCCCAACAUGUUUCUUCAUGUAUUACUUUUUCAGAUUAAAAUUUAUAUUCUUAAUUUCACUAAUUUACACACAUAUGUCUGUGCUGUUUUAACAUAUGCGUUUUAUUUUUAACUGUAGAAAGAGGCUAGGCUACUCUGCACAGCACUUGUUUAUUAAUAUUUCAUAAUAGUAACUUGUGUACAUUGAAUUCUCCAUAUUCUGCAGUUAACCAGCAAUGCUAUAUAAAGCUGAUUAGAUAGCUCAGUUCUUAGUGUUCCAGCUCCAGUAUCAAUGCUUCCAUUUGGAACUCUCAGGACUGUAUAUUGAUUUCCCAUCCGGGUUAUUUCAGCCCUUUAAUCAAAGUCAUUAAAUUGAGAGCUACUUAGUUUUAGGUAAUAAUAAUAUAUACACCCAAGGACGUAUUAAGACAAAGUGAAAUCUAAAUAUACUCUUCCAGGUGACAUACUUUAUUAUACUUUUUUAUUAUCACUAGUAGUAGAAUACUUUGUCCUUCUUGCUUUUACAGACUGUUCCUGUUUGAGAGAAGAUGCAGUCUUCCCCCAUUUAUAUCCCCACAGACUCCUCGUAUGCUGAGCUUGGGUCCCAAUGUCUGUAAGUGUACUUUGCUAAUUUCCCUCUGAGUGCAUGGGUGUGCUUUUUUCUACAGGUCUAUAUAGGUGUAAAUGCAAAAUUGUACGAUCACCAAAUAUCAUUGUGGAAGCAAAGUCCAAUCUAAUGCUUUUCACUCACUACUGUAAUAAAGCAUAGAGGCGUACUUAUAUCUAUAUCUAAUAUAAACCGUAACUAAGCUGUGUUUUAAAUGCAUUUGCUUUCAAAUUGCAAAACUUGCUUACAGUAAUCAAAGUAGAUGGGAAAAAAUCCAGAGUUUAAUAAAAGAUUUAGGAAAUUUAGACCAAUCUGCAUUCACUGCAAACUGAAAUAAAUAUGUUGUUAUUGGGCAAAGCAGCAGUUGUGGUUUCUUAGGAGCUUAUUCACUAUACUCCAGUCGUGGUGAAUUGAAAUCCGAAGAGCGACAUUUAGGUAAAAUAACCAAAAGCUUUUACCUAGGUAGGAGAAUUUUCCAGAUCAGCGAUUUUAGAUUUCAGUUUAAUGCAGUUUGGAGAUUAGUGGAAAAAAACAAACCUUUAGACACUCACUGCAUCAGGUCAUUGGCAACCAUGAUCCAUAUACAAUCAGGAGGAAAGCACACAUAUGUCAGAUGGAGGACAGCAAAUGAUAAUAGUUCUGGCGUCCCCCCGACCCUGAUUUACCCAUUUGUGGGAGCAGUGGGAUAAUGUGCAUGUUACGACUUUAAGGAUACACUUUAUGUAACAUAGUCACUUCAUAUCAUUGUAGUGAUUAUGGUGCCUGGAGUCACCUAACACCAUCUCAAUAGUCGGUGUUAACCAUUUUGAAUCCUAAAAUACUGAAUGAGUAUCUCCGGGCUUCCAUUGAUUGGCCCCUCUCUUCUGCAAUGGCUUAUGCAUUAGUCUGAGCAACUAUGGGUGGCAGUGAUAACCUGGCAGCAUCAUCUGUGUGUUUUAAGAGUAUCACUGCCACCCAUUGCUGAUGGUGGGAAUCGGAUCACAAUCUGCCGAGGACUCUCAUUCAGUAUCAAACAGUAUGAAAGCUGUUUAACGUUAAACCAUAGAUUAAGUAGUUAUGGUGCCUUAAUUAAACACCUUAAUUAUGUCAUGUAACAGGAGAGUUGUAGAUAGUCUAACAUUCCAGCACUAGACAGCAGAUGGCGCUAUCAGGCUACCAUUUCUAAGGAAAUUAAUGAGAAUUGUGAAAAUAUUUUAAUACAUAUUUUGUAAACGUUGUUUUCUUAAUUUUUUUUUUGGCCCUUACCAAAAUGUAAUUUGUAUAUAAUUCUAUCAAUUUAAUCAGCAAACCAACUGUAUUUUUAUCUAAAAUGUACUCAGUGCACAUCUUUAUAAACAAGCAAUAUGUCUUUUAAAAGCUGAAUAAUCACCUUUUUUCAUCUGAACUCUGCGUAUUAAUUACAGACAGUCUAUAUAGCCUGUAAUGCAUGGAUCUGCAUUGACCCCUUUAUUUGCAGCAUAUAAUUGCUUUGACUUUAACUAGGAGAAAAUAGUUACAGAUUAUACCUGUGAUUUUCUAUGUCAUAUUUGUAAAUGUGAGUAUUUUUCUAUUCUGUAUAUAAAUGCACUGGUAAAACACUGUGGCUGAGCUAGGUAGUGUGCUGCAGUUGCAUUGGUGGGAACCUAUAAUAUUCACUGACAAUCCCAGAAUGUAGUGCACAGGUAGGUACUACCUCUGUCCUGGGUAACCUGAGGGCCUUUCAGUCUGGUCAGCCACCGCUUAUCUUCAUGGCACGGCAGUAUACGUACACUCAGUGAGGGCAUAGAUUUGUCCUUGAUAUAACUCUCGGGUCCAUAAAGGACCAAUACUAGCCAUUCCACUGACCUAUCCUUAUUGGUGGAUGGUCUAGUCCAAGAUCAAGACCGCUGUGGCUGAACCUUCUGACUUGUGGCCUUAAACCUAAUAUUCUUGUGUGUCUUUUGAGAUCUGUAUUAUUAUAUAAGUGGUGCAGGUUGGAGAUCGUGUUCUUCUCAUUUACCUGGAACACAUUGACUGCUAAGUGUGACAAUGCAAAUAUAUGUGAAAGAUAUUUGAAAUAAUGCCAGCCCAGCUAAUGGAUAGAACAUUAAUGGCUGCAUCAUGAGAAGGAAAGUACACAAACAUUUGCAAUGCCAAGAUCAGCAAUCAAUAGUGUGGCAUAAUAAGCUCUACGGCCAAUGCAGUGAACUUGUUACUAUCCUUUAUAAAUGUUCUUAGUUAUCCAAUACCCUUAUAAGUAUUCUUAUUAUUACCUAUUGGACUGGUUUUUAUUUUUGUAUACUCUGUAAAUUACUAUGUAAAUUAAGUGUAAACUUUUUCUGAUGGGUCCACAUGAAAGAAAUGAGUACAUUUCUUCAUUUUUGAGGUUUUAUUUAUUUGUAUUUAUUUAUUUUUUGUCUGUAAUUAAUAUUUAAAAGAAGUCCAAAGACAGACACCUCUGCGCAGGAACCCGAUGAGUUCGAGAACAGCGUUUUAGACUACACUGACAGAUCUUACACAUCAACAAGGAAAAAAACUCAUUACGGAGAAUCUGCUUCAUCCCCUGCCGAAAAAUUAUCCAAAGCACAGCUACUAUCAGAGCAAUAUAUCAAAGACAACGAGGUGAGAUAUUGUUGCUGUGUAGCCUGCUUCCCGUUCCUUUAAUGUUACUCAGUAAUAAAACCGUGACGCAUUAUCUCUAAUGUUAAUAAGCUGUUGCAGCUUUCACAGUUCAAAAAUAAAACCAUUGCUACCUGCAGUGUUGUUAAACCUUAUUACUCUAAUAAUGAAAACUCCGUACUCAGAUGGGAGAGUGAAACUAAUGGAAUUAAUGAAUUAAUUAAUAUGAGUUGGGGUUUGUAUUACAGGAAUAAAUAAAAAGUUACCAGCAUAUCAGAGAAGCAGCAUUUUUCAAUGUUGUAGAGCUACACUUUUAUUUUUUUAAAUUCUAUUAGAACCACUAUUUAAUCUGUCGUUUAAAUUCUUUUUAUUUCAUGCAGUUCCUCAGAGCCAAUAAGGAGUUAAUCCGAUGUGUGGCAUUAAGUAGAAUUGUGCAUGGCGAUGGACAUUGGAAACUGGCCCAAGCCUUUGCAAACCUUGGUCAUAGUUACCUUAUUUUUAGAGGUAGGUAAAAUGUACAUACAUUGCUAAUAUGAGUAGGGAAUAUUAAUGCUGGCAGUUAUUAAAGAUCACCUGCACUGUUUUAGUUUUUUCUUUUUAGUUCUGAUAGGUAACUUCAUAAACGUUGUUCAAACUUUGUUUUAAUACAGCUUAAUAGAAAGUAAUUUGUAAAAUAUAUGUAAUUUCUAAAAUAUGAUGUUUUAACCUGAUAUUGUUUGCGAGGGUGCUGUAUAAUGUAGAUAAUAUAUUGUGUGUUCUGAAUUAAUUAUGCAUUACACAGUUUGCCCUGGAGAUAUGCAAAGUAUGGCCAAGGUCCUACAGGGUAGGAGACUGAGAGAGUCUGUGACAAAGGAGCUAUUUUGUUAUUGGAAUCACUAAAAUAGUGAGAUGGAAUAGAUUGUCAACCUGCUUGUAAAACGUGAUAAAAUCACUAAAAUGGAAUGAAACUAUGCUGGUUGCAUCUAAAUUUGUCAAAUCACCUCCAUUUUAUAAUUCAUAGAUUUAUAACUGCAAAAUAAUAAACAAACAAUAACUGCACAUUUGAUAGUUGUGCAUAGACCUCCAAGUUUUAACCUGAGAACGGAUUCAUACUAGCAAAAGCAAGUGGCACAAUGCAGGUAGAAUUAAGCGUGCUGAGAAGAACCUUGCGUGCUGUGUUCGAUGAUGAUGAACAUUAAUGCAUAUUUGUGAUACAUUGUCUAAAAUAUCUCUUGGAAAUAUGAUAAAUGUGACCUAACUGUGGCCAGAUUCUUCUUACCAGUGGCAUCUGUAUGUAUGCUAAACCAUACAAUUCAUUAUAAUCAAUCAGUGUUUCUUUCAAUAUUUAUAUUACAAUUUUUUUCCAAUUUGAUGUAUUUGGAGCAAUGUCUGCUGAUAAAGUGCACUGCCAAUAUAUAAACAGAGCAAUCAUUUAUGAAUAUAUCUAGCCGAAAAGAGAAUAAAUCCAAAUUAAACAUGGAUAUACAUAUAUACUGUAUGUACGUUGGGAAGAGUUGCAUGUGUAUAAUGUGCUUGUUGAUGUGUAUUUUUAUUAUGCAGUAUGGUAUAACAUAAACAAGCUCAAUAUGUUCUAUAAGACUUGCUGUAUCUAAGCUGUGUAAAAGGCUACUCCGACCAAAAAAUAGAGUUUUUAGAAACUCUUUCUAACUAGUUCUUCAUCCUCCCCCCGCCACCCCCCCAAAAGAAAAUAGCUAAACCUAACCUCCAUUAAAAUGCUGAGGUCAAGUUCUCCUGCAGCCUGAUCCUCCUCUGCUGAUGUCACUCCCCCCUUGCUAGGGGAAAAUAUGACAGGAAAGCUGGGUAGAGGGGACAUGGGUGGAUCGCAGGGUCAGGUGUGCUGCCAUUGUCUGUCAGACCCCAAACAUGCACAGAACAGACAUUACCCAGUCCAGAACUAUUCUUUUGGAUAAUGACAAUCCAAAGACCCUUCCAAAGGUGGAGUUACACCUCCAGUAGCCGAAGGGAUAAAAUCUGUACAGGCAAGCAUUUUAUAGCGAAACUGCACAUACCAACUUAUUGACCACUCCAAAUCAGAAGUUCUUGGAGUAACUCUAAGCUUAUCUGUUGGUAAAUGGAGAGGAAGUAAGUUUCUCUAAGCUCUAAAAAGAUUUUGGAAAUGACAGAAGCCCUUGGUUAGGGUAUUCUUUAAAUCCAAAUGUUUAAAUCAAUGUUCCCCACAACUCAUAAUAAGCAUACUGUUUUUGGUGUUUAGGAAGCAUCACAAUUAUUGGUUAUUAGUUUGAGUUGCUAACCCAGUGUUGCAUUUGGGGCUUCAUGGGCCUGAAGUUCACAAAUGGAUGGCCCUACUUGCAUUUACAUUCUAUUUGUUGCUGUUAUGGCUGCUUUGGAACUAUUUCAAAGCAUUGGCCUGGAGCUGCCACUUCAAUAGCUGUUCGGCCUGACCUAUUUUAUAUUUGGUUUUGAGUCUCUCUUGUAACACCCUGGGGAGCAAAUAUUUUGCCAUGUUUUUAGUUUUGGUGCAAUCAUGUCUUAUUUGAGUUUAUUUGUCAUAUUUUUUUCUUUACAUGUAGAGCUGCCGGCUCAGGCAAGACAACAUGCCGAAUCUGCUAAAAAUAUUCUCCUUCGUGGAGUUGAUAUGUCAAACUCUGUGGAAGACAAGAGAGAAAUAUUAGAAACUCUGGUGACUAUCUACUAUACUUUGGGGAUAGCACAUCUUCAGCAGAAUAAAUAUCCUUUAAACCACUGACAAAACCUAUGAAGAACCAAACUGGGUGCUUACUAUCUCACACCUGUCCCUCUCCUUCUUGUUUUGGAAUAACGCAAAUAUUUUAUAUUAUUUCAGCUAUAAAACAGAAGAUUCCAAGUAGGCUGAGGUUAAUAGCUAGUUUAGCAGCAUAACAACACAUAAGGUAUUUCUAAAAGUGCUGUGGAGUUGGAAGUAAUUAUGGGUUACAGAGUCGAAUUUGGAGUCGGAGAUAUUUUAAUACUAACUCCGAUGUCCUGCCAGUGCUGUGGAUUCAGCGUUGUGGAGUUGGAGGCAAUUUUGGGUCACUGGAGUCAGAGGUACCAUAAGUUGCUGAUAUGAAUUAUCAAUACGUCAAGUGUUGGCUGGACUGUGGGUGGCCAGGGACCCUCAAUUAAUGUUAAACUGUUCAAAAGUUAUUUGACACUAAAUGGAGCAACAGCACCGAGCACUAUAACCAAUUCAAUUACAUGACAUGGUUAUAGUGGCUAGAGUGUCCCUUUAACCAAAUUUUGCAAGGAGUUAAAGAGUAAAGAUUUGUUCUAUAAUAUUAUAUAAUUCUCAAGAAUUCUUAAUACCCAAUUGGGCUGCAGGACUACCCUAGCAAGCACAGGCAGUCAAUAUUAGUAAAACAAAAACUGUCUGACCACCAGAAGGAGAAAUGCUAUUAAACAUUAUUUUCUUAUGUAGUAAGUGUUCAUUCAGACUUUAAAAUAGAUGCUCGAAGUAAAUGUAGAAUUAAGCAUGAUCAGAGCAGAAAGUUUAUAUCCUUAAUUGUCCAACUGGAAAAGAGUCCUACCUCAGCCUCCAGAAGGUUGAGAAGAUUGUGGAAGAACUGGAUGAAUUGCAAGAGACAAAAUCAGUCAUGUUAAAAAUAUCCGAAAAAGAUAUUGCUGUUGCACUCGGAAUGUAAGUGCAAAUGUUAUCUAGUUUGUUUUGUUCCUCCAUUACCUGCUAGGUGAAUAAUUAAAGGGACACACCACUUCCCAAACAAAAAUAAAUAAAAACCAUUGGUAAGUAGAAAUAGCCCAAAUAAAAACUUUUAAUUAUGCAUUUGCAAUCCUGCCAGUCAAGCGUUGUCACUGCAAUCACGGUGUCACUGGAAUCACAUGACUCUGGUCAGUUGGAUUGGCUACUGGGGAACUGCGUAGCUUGUUACGCACAUUCCCAUAACAUCACAAAGGGGUUUGAAUGCAUGUAACGUUUCGUUUGAAGUAUAUCUACUAAAUAGUGAUUUAUUAUUUAUUUUUUGUAUUUGGGCAGUGGAGUACCCCUUUAAUUACAUGCUUGUUUUUCUUUCUAAAAUAUAUUUUCUCAUUAUACAUCUGGUUCCAAAAUAUUAUUCUUUUCCCAUAUUUAAAGGGCAUGUUUACAGCAAAAUAAACCAAGUUCAGCAAGAAAUUAUUUUGAGCAAGCUGUGAAUCUUGUUAUUGCUUCCGAAGGGGACAGUGCUCCAGAACUGAUUGAUCUGUACAGGAAUUUGGCCAAAACUGAACAACUGAGGAAAAAACAUGACAAAGCCAUAGAGUAUUUAUUGCAGGUAAGGUUUCAGGGUAAAUGGCUGCCUUCAAGCUUAUCAAUUCACUAUUUCAUUGUUACUGUGUGUCAGGCCUAAAGAUGAGAAAAGUAAGGGUCUGGUAGAAAACAAGAGUAUGUUAUGGCUUGGCGAAAAACGAGACCACAUAUAUGCAACCAGUGAAUUAUAGCUAGUCUGUGACAUGUCUCUACUUUUAUUUUCUUCCUUUUUUUCUAUCAUAAAAUGCUUCUAUAUCUUUUAUAUUUAUUUUGUCAUAUAAAUGUUUAAAAUUUACUUUUGUGUAAAUGAAGGAACAUACAUUCAUGCAUAUAAUUCAUGCAAAAACAUGUGUUGCAUUAUUCUCCCUCUCUUACCGUCUGUUCUGAUAGGCAUAUGACUUGCUUCAGUGUGUGAAAGGGUUAAAAAUCACUACUUGUCUGCAGUAAACCAAAAAUGAUGGGAAAUAUUCCCUCCUAACACCACUCAUCUAUAAAAGCUGCCACAACCAAGGCAACACAGUUUAGCAGAACUGCCCAUUAGCUCACAGUAUUAUUCUAUAAGUCUUGUAAUGUGAUUCCUUUACCAGAGGCAGAACUUAAUAAAGUCAUAUUUAUUAUGAUUAAAAAAAAUUGUCUCAUGAAAUUUUUGUACAAAUACAAAGUAUGCUACAAACAAAUUUACAUACACUAAGAAACAGAUAAAAUAAAAAUGGAGAAAAUUAACAGAAACCCAACACUCGGUGGACUAGCAAAUUAUUGGUAUUGGAGCUUUUAGAAAGGAAACAGAGAUCCAAUUCAAAGUCGUUCUGGCUCUCACAAUGAAUUACAAAGUUCUUUAAGUUUUUAGAAGAUGUUAUAUAAUUUUUUUUGCCUAUCCCAGGUUUUAAACCAGCCCUUUUUAUGAGAUGGGGGUGGAGUUGCAGAAAUUCCAGCUUUAUGCAGAGCAAUUCUUGUAUUACAAAACAAGCCUGAAAUAUACAAUGCUAAACACUUAUAUACAGAUGCUUCUGAUCUCUUUGCGACCAGACCAGAUCAUCUUGGUGAAUCCAGACAAUUAAUAAGGCCAAGAAUAACAUACAUUUCAUACAUAAUGUCCCAAAACGAAAAGAGCAUAUAAAAUCACUUCCAAACCCUUCAUGGAACUUCCAAUAAACAUUGUAAAUUUGUGUUAUUUGUCAUAUUCUCACUGACGGCUUAUGUGGUAGGGCUCCAGUAGCCCUAAAGAUCACUGAACCUCAGAACCAGAAACUAGUCUUAAAUAUCACUAGACGACUUGGUUUAUAAACAUGAAAAGAAAACCUUAACUUGGCUCACCCCAAGUUAAAAGGGUAAACCAGACGUGGACCCUGUGCCCACUGUGCCUAUAGGGAUAUCAGCUACACCUCACAGACGAGGCCCAACAGAAGGUUGAAACAAUUGUCUGGGGUUGCUGUAUCUCUUGUGCAUGUGGGACCAGUCUGAUAUGCUUCAGAAAUGUUCUCUGUGUAAUGGCACAAGUGAGCAAAAACUAUUUUGAGACCUGAGCGGGGAUAUACCGAACAGCAAGAUACUGAGUUUCUCUAAGCUUUUCUCCGUUCUCAGAGUUCUCAUUCUUUCUUGUUUUGGUAAAAAAACUUGGCUUAAUUGGUGUGCAAUGUAUUUUCCCAAACACCAACAAGAUUAAACUCAUUUCUUUCCAGACACAGUGUAUCUCAUAUGUCUUAGUUAAAGGCAGCCAAAUUAACCCUUAACGUGCUGUGAUCAAUCAUACCAGCUCUACUGGGUAACCAUGCCAUCCCUCCACUACAGGCAUUACACUGAUCAGCCAUAUCAUUGAAACAAUGAAUACAUACCGCAUUAAUUGACAAAAUAAUUGCAAAGGACAAUAAAUCAUGCCCACUGGGCAUAUCACCAUAUGCAUUUUAAGACCCAUUGUAUAGUUUACAAAAUAUAAAGGUGCUCAAAGCUUUUUCCUAAACUUUUUAAUAAAGAAAAUGAUGCUCUCAAUGUAAUCUUGGUGUGAAGGCAUUUCUCUUGUUGACCGAUAUGGUGUCAUCAUGAUAUGUGCACAAGGUGGUAGCUUUAUUUUUAUAAAAUCUAGCUAUAUUAAUAUAUGCACAGGUAUAUUAAUGAUUGCUCAGGCACUGUAACAUGUAAUAUAAUAUGGGAUAUGAUUCAUAGAAGAACAAUGACAUAAGAAUUUAACUGUAUGUAUGCAUUUCCUCCCUAUAGGCAGUUUCAAUUUCCCAUGCAACAUACAACAAACCCAGUAUUGAAUCUGCUGAAACUGAGCUGUUAUUGGCCAAGGCAUACGCUGCUUCUGGAAAUUCAAACUAUGAGGGUAUGUUUAAAGCUCUUUUUUCUUAUUUAAAACAAAGCUCUCAAGUUUAUGCACAGUGCAACAUUUGAAAACAUUUAGAAGUUCAAGAAAGGCUGUUCUCGGCACCUUCCUGAUCUUUGCAGCCAUUGGGUAUUUGUAGCAAAUUAUAGAUGUUUAUAAUUGAGAAAGGACCGGAGGAGAUGCGAAAUGUUGACAUGCCUGUAUAUUGAAUAGAAUAAAGAGUACACUUUUUAUAUUGAAAACUGAAGACCUAUGAGUGCCCUUGUCUCUUUUUGUUUUGUGAGGUUUAUUUUGAUUUAUUCAUUUAUAUGUUUAUUGUCUGUUUUUAUUAUAAUGUGUUACUGCUAAAAACCUGGCACCACAAUAUGGAAAUGUAAAGAGGUGGUGUAACAACAUGAUGGAAUGUCAUUUGAACUAGUUUUCUUUUUGUAUUAGAAGCAGCUGAGAAGUGUUUUAAAGAAAGUCUUGGCGUUUAUCAAACAGUUCUGGGUCCAGAUGAUCAGCUGACGCUAAAUGCUUGCAUUGAAUACAGUAAAUGGUUAAUUCAGAUUGGGAAUAAAAAGGCAAGUCAUUUGAAAUGUGGCUAUUUGCUGUGUGUAUAGCGUUAUAUCACAAAGUCCAAACAUCAAAUUUCAGCAGACCAGAAUGUAAUUUGCAAGCAAUUUGACUAACUGGUUUCUAAAAAAAUGUAUUUUUAUAAAAAACACUGUUAAUAGUCGCACUGAUCCUGAAUUUGUUUUACCCACUCCCAUAAAUCUAGUGACUUUCCUCACUUAUUACAUGCCGUGCCCACUCCUGACAUCAUUUGCCACUAUGUUCCUUCCUUCAAUUGAAAUUAUGCAAGACCCUGGUUUUUCCUCCAGUGGCCCCUAUACAGACACCAUCUUCAAUAACCAUCAUAAAUCCUCCCUCCCUUUAAUAACCAUUAUCUACACCCACCCAUUCGUGCCAGAUUACUACUAGCUAGCACCCUGUUUGCAGGAGGAGGGUCCAAUAGGCCUCUUAGUGACCAAAUGAUUUAACACAUGGGAUAGCGGCACUUAAUGUUAUGUAGAAGUGAAGACCCAACACGUCUUCUUUUAGGGAUUGUUUAAUUUCAAUAUUGGGAGUACUGAGCCCAAUUUUCUAAUUUGCUACACUGUCUGAAUACGUAAGAACCUCACCAUAAAUGACUAUACAGUGCUUAUCCCAUCUCUGCACCAAAAUAUCCCAACAUUUAGGGGGGAAAGUCAUACUGAUUGUAUACAAUAUACAACUUAUAUGCAUUAAUCAGCAACAAAGUCAUUACUGCUUUUUGUUUGAAUCUCAUGUAGUUAGUAUAACAUUCAUGUAGGCUUAUCAUUUUGCUUUUAAUAUAAAUAAAACAUAUAGCAGUAAUCAACCCCAGGAGGGCAUGUGCCUAAAUGCUGUGCAAUCCAAACAAUUAUUUUAACAAGAAAAUUCUUCGCAUUUGUUCCCUGUGACUUUUAGGAGGCUUAUAGUCUGCUCCAUGAAGCUAUGAUCUCAGACGCUGAAUUCAGUGAAAUUGGGGCAGACAUCCUCAGUAUUAUGGGCAGCAUUUGCUUAUCAGAUGGUAACGUUGUGAAAGGCUACAAACUGUUAAAGAAGGUAAUUAUGUUAACUCUCUGUAUGUGCAUUGUUUAUAAAUCUUGCAACACAAUAUGGCAAUUCCCCAAUGCUUUGCUCAAAAUCUAACUGUAUGGGGAUUUAUGCUCUAAAUCAGGGAUAGUCAACCUUUUAAUACCUACCACCCACUUUUGUAUCUUUGUUGAUGGUAAAAUUUCCUUACCACCCACCAAUGCAGCAGUAACUAAAUUUAUGUUGUUUUUUUAGAAAGGAGGUUAUUUAUUAUUUUUUUUAAAUAUGUACUUAAAUUUUUUUCUCUAUUUUCUAUUCUACUUUUUUUCUAUGUGUGUCUGUGAGGUGCUGUGUGUGUGUGAAGGGUGCUGUGUGUGUGUGUGUGAAGGGCAUAGUGUGUGUGUGUGGGGGCGCAGUGUGUGAAGAGUGCUGUUUGUGUAUCUGAAGGGGGCAGUGUGUGGGUGAAUGUCGCUGUGUGUGUGAGAAGGGUGCUGUGUGUGUGAGUGGUGCAGUGUGUGUAAAGGAUGCUGUGUGUGUGUGUGUGUGAAGGGUGCAGUGUGUGAGGGGUGUAAGGGGUGUAGUGUGUGAAGGGUGUAUAGGGUCUAUGCUGUGUGUAGGUAGGAGAGAUGUGAAAAUCUAUCUUAAUGUCUCACCCUCCCUUCUUCUUACCUUUUACCAGGGAGGGGGGACAUGGUGGUCCAGUGGUGGCAUGUUAACUUUAGCCUGCAACUCCUCCGGCUGCAGGCUGUCUCUCCUGUCCUCCUGCAAGCACAGCAAUGUAUCGGAGCGUUGCCAUUAUAACAGGCGGCAAUGCUAAGACCAGCCUGCUUGUGGAACACAGAGCCUCCCAGGCCCUUCCCUCCCUCUGCUGGAACUAAGUGCUAGCGGGCUGGUGAGGGAGAUCUUUGAUCUCCCCACCAGCACGAGAGGGCCUUCAUCAAGGCUGGCUCUGCAUGGGCAGGCUGGGGAGAUCAAAGGAUCAAGGCCCACCAGGUGUUUUCUGCAGAACCCACCCCCCCACAUGAAAUCCCAAACCGCCCACUAGAGGGCAGUAAGGGCCAGGUUGACUACCUCUGCUUUAAAUUGGGAAAUGUGGCUACUUAACAAAUGGUGGUUAAAAAGGCAGUGUCAGUGUGGAGAUUUUUGUAAAACCAAAUAGCUUAUAAAAACUUAGCUAUAGAUUGUUAUUUUUUUUUUUUUUAUCAUGCUAUGUUUCUUUAUAUAUUAAUUUGCAUUCAGUCCUGGGCAGACCAGGUAAAACAUGUAAGCUGUGUCAGCAUAGUAACCCCUACAUUGCCAAAGGCACAGGACAUGCACAGGUGUGGCACUGGGGGGAGAAAUGUCAAAGGUUCAUGCAGACGCAGAAUGCGUAGGGUGGUUUCAAUGCAUAAUGGGACGACUCUGUCAUCCGGAAUGUGGAAGUGAAGUGGACGUAAGUAUUUAACUUUUGCGCUUUUUUUUAAAUUUAAUCCAGCAAAUGUUGCAAUAGAGUAUUCUGGGGUAAAGGGAUAAGGAAUUUUCACUUCUCUGGAAAUUACAGUUCUGCUUUUCUGCUCUUUGCUACUUUCCGCAUAAAGAGAGGUUUAAAGCAAUACAGGGAAAAGGUAUCAGCCACAAGGGUAUCGACAAGGGACUCUGUGUCUGAAAUCAUUAUUUGUAUGAGCUAUAAACUCUUGCAUUAAUUGGUUGGUGACACUACAGCAUUAAUACCCACUAACACAUGGACAUACACUAACGCAAACGUUUUAAUUUCAUUAUCUCUCUCCUUGCCUUACUCAGACAAGAAGAGAGAGAAGCUCCAUGCUGUCUCUGGUGUCUAGUGCUGGGGAGGCAAGAAAGUUGUACACCAGCCACCACAGCCUUCUCUCCUUCUCGGCACCAGACAUUCAAUGUAAUGAGAUUCCAUACAAUAUUUAAAGGGACACUAUAGACCACUUUAUCUCAGUGAUGUUUUCUGCGUGUCACGCUCCCCCAUUUUAACACUGCAAGUGGAAAUAUUGCCGUUCUGCAGAAUGGCAAUGUUUACAUUUUAAGUUUUGAAUGCCUUAAAAUAGCUGAUUAAAACUUUUCUAAUUCUAAACUCAGAGACCGUAUGAUUGGCUCAGCGUGGUGUGUUGCCAUUCAUGUGCACUAGUAACCCAAAGCUUUCCUAUGGGAAAGAAUUGGAUUGGCAGAGUACAUCAAUCUCGAUGAUCUCAGCCAUGGCAAUGGAGACUGGCACUGGGAGAGCUAAAAGGUAAGUAAAAUACCUACAGGUGGGGGGCAGUAACCUAAACGGCUUCCAAUGCACCAUAGUUUUAGGAAUACACAUUUGUAUUCCUAAUGAUAUAGUGUUCCUUUAUAGUAUACCUGACUUUUACAGACACUGUGCUGGGACUUGCCAUGUUCCGUGAAAUACAACUUCUUCCUAUAUCCCACAAUUUGAGCUUGGCCUUCUGUCUUUGCCAGCAUGAGAUUGGCACAAAUGUUUUUGUUUUGUCUAUAUACAUUCCCUAUUCUUUGUUAAUGUAUCCUAAACAUGUGUGGCAUUUAUCAACCCCAUGUGUACAAACAUCUACUCCAUGUGCUUUCUAACAGUGUCUCGGAAUUCAGACUGUAGUGUACGGGACUCAGCACACUAAAAGCCGAGAGACACAAAAAAUACUGGAUACACUGAAGAAGUAAGUUGACCUUAAUAGUCUAUAUUUACACAGAAAGUUUAGUUAUUGAACAUGAUUUUAUAUACAUAUACAUACACACACAUAUAUAUAUAUAUAUAUAUAUAUAUAUAUAUAUAUAGUUAAGACAUUGCUCAACACAAAUACACACACACCCCAGUCAAGCCAUAAGACUUGCUUUUUCCCAAAGAAAUUCACUUUAACAGUGCUCCCACUACUGCAAAGGAUUCUGGGUAGGCGUAUGUAAAUGAGCUCAACAAAGAACCACAUUUUUGCCACAUAAUUCCACUUUAUACAUGGAUUCCUUGGAGUAUGUGUCUGCUGUACACAACAGCUUUGAAACACAACUCAGGAAAAGGAGCAAAGCCAGUGUACCACUCAUGGACAGCUGUUUCGUUGUGUAUAUAUAAAAUCAUAUUUAAUAGGUAAACAUUAUAUAUAGGUAAAAUAUAUUUAUCAGAAAUGUAUAAAUGUAAAUAAACUAAAAAUGCAAUUCAUAUAACCUGUGAGUCUAAGUCAAAGGAGUUGGCAAGUUGAGACAAAAUAAUGGAACACUCCAAGGACCAACCAUACCUACUAGAACACACUGUAUUGCCCUGUCAAUUCAUUCUAGAAUGGUUUGACUUUUUAACUGGGGUCUGCUGGGAUAAUAAUAAAUACCCACGAGGAACAAAAAAGGAUCCUGGAAAAUGUCUCCAAAAGAAAAUAGGUAGCCUGAACAAGAUGUUACAUGAAUAAAUAACGUUUGUUCCAUCUUUAUGGAAAUCCUUGACUAUAAUAUUUAAAUCAUGAAGAUAUUAAAGCAACAUAGAAAUGAUGAGAACAGACAAAAGCUUAGAGACUCAACAGCUUGCCGUUUGGUACACCCCCGCUCAGGUCUCAAAAUAGUUUUUGCUCACUUGUGCUAUUACAGUUAGAACAUAUCUGAAGCAUAUCAGACUAGUCCCACCCGUACGGGCAGUCCAGAUCUGAAAUGCCUGCAAGCUCACUCUGCACAAGAGAUACAGCAACCCCAGACAAUCGUUUUGGCCUUCUUUUGGGCCUCGUCAGUGAGGUAUAGCUGAUAUCCCUCUAGGCACAGUGAAGAUAUUUCAACCAGAAGGAUAGCACAGAGACAGUAGUUUCCAAUCAUUGUGGGAGACUGCCAGUAGGUCCUCAUGGAAGGCUUUGAGGCUGGUGUGAUGCAGCUCUCAUGCCAUUGGGCAAUAGUAACCUAACUGCUUGAAAGUCAGAAAGUAAUUAUAUAUAUAUAUAUAUAUAUAUAUAUAGCAAUUGUUUACAUGACCAAAAUAAACAUGUUUUUUCCCUUCCAGGUCAGGCGGUAUCAAAGAAUAAUGCCAAGGACAUUGGAAACGGACUGCAGUGUUGCAUUAGCAGGGAUAAAAAUGUCACAUUGCUUUAUCCUAUAAUGUGUGUCUUCACCUCUGUGUCUUUUAAAACCCUUUAGCAUUUCUUUUCACCCUCUUUUGUCUUUCAUCCCCCUUUAGUAAAUCGUAUACUGCCUUUGUAUGUCUUGCAUCCCAUUUAGUGUAAAUUAUAACCCUUUUUGUGUAUUUUGUACUCCCCUUGUGUCUCUUUUCCCCACCUUUCCCUUUCACCCUCCCCCCCGAGCCUUUGUGCAUCUCUUACUUUCCCCCCCCCAAGCUCCUUUGUGUCACCUGGACAUUGCCCCCUAAGAAAGGAAAAGGUCCUGCCACUCCAAGGCUUAGAUAGGCAUUUUUAUUAAAACUAGUGUCCAGCAGCGUUUCGACCCAAAGGUCCAGACAUUUUCCUUUCUUUGGUGACUUUUCACUACUUAUUGGGCCUUGAUGCUGGCCCCAGGUUUGUUUGCACACAGGCUUUUAUAAAUUGAUUGAGUGCAGUUCCAUUUUUUGGAUUUUAGUAGAUUUCACCCUAAUGAAGCUGCCUGUACCGCCUUUUGGUCACACUGGUCCUGCCUCCAGGUCACUAAAUGUUUCCAGGAAUUGUAAUGUAUCAUAAAUUAUGAUGCUAUAAGUGAAACAAGGCAAAUUGUUCAGCAUUUCCAUUUAAAGCCAAGAUCACAAAAUUAAGGUUUAAUUUUAUACCAUACAAAUGAAAUCAGAAAAUGAGAAUUGCUGCAAAAUCAUGAGCUGAAAAUUCCAUUAGUCCAGCAGUUUAUGGGAUAUUAGUACAAGUAUCAAAACAGCCCACACCAAGAAUGUCAUAUAAACUGAUGGAGAAGUGUGAAAUGGUCCCCUUACCCAAACAUGAAGAGGAGAGAUGGGAUAAAUCAUGGAAAGGCGAUCUUUGAUAAAGUGACGCUCCAGGCACCAAUACAACUUUAAUAAAUUUGAUUUUGGCCUCAUUAAUAUACUGUAUUGUCUGCACAGGAAAAGAGAAAAAAUACAAUGUUACCUGUGCACACUCUCUAAUCCCUGUGCGCAUUUAAAUAAACUUUUUUUUUUUGUAUCACUCCAUUGGUCAUUAACGUUGCCACAGCAAGGAAAAACAUUUUUAGGGGAGUCAUUCACUAGCCAUUCACCUUGCUCACUUAGCCAAAACAUAAAAUCUUUAAUGCGACAGAAGGGUAUUUGUUGCAUGCUCAAAUUUUUAUAGUUUUGCACAAAAAUAUGUUUUACAGAAUACUGCACCAUACGCCUGUCUCCUUAUUCACUUCCCUCAUGCCAGAAAGACUUAUGAAAAGUAUGCCAACAGCUUCUGCUCCAACAGCACUGAGUGAGCGGCUUUUAAUUCACAAAUCUGGUUGCAGACAGAGAAACGCCAACAAGGAGUGAUAUUCUUACUAUAUGUCCCCCUGGUACUCCUCUCCUUCUACUGCAGGUUGUUUUGUUCAAAUAACUCAGAGCAGUCAGUGACCGGCGUCAAAGGUAUGCACAAAGCCAGAGUAAGGGGGCGUGCCUAAGGAGACCGGCUUAUGGUGCAACAAAUUUAUUUUAUUAAAACAGGUUUCAUCUAUUAUGCAUUCAUAUCCCUGUUCUGAUUAUCUCUAUCCCAGAGAAAAGCAUGUGCAUCCGCCACCUCACACUGUCAAUCAAAUGAUUUUAAUUGAGAACCACUAAAUCCAACGAUUAUGAACAACCCCAGAUAAAUGCUUAAAGAAUGUUCUAUAAAUUGUUACAAAAAUUAAACAAUAAGCAGGAACAUUCAAUUGUCGUGGCAAAUAUAUCCCUAAUUGCACCCACAUUGAUUUGAAAAUAGAUUAUAGGAUGCCCAAUAAAUUGAAGUUAUAUUUGCAUUAAGAGAUCAAUAAUGUGUAUUCUGUAUAUAUUUGUUUUAAUGUGUUUUUUGUGGUUAUUGUAUUUGGCAUUAAAUUGUAUAAUAGGAAAAAAAAAAAAUCUUUUGGUUAGAUGAUUUGGCCAAAGUGGCACCAUAGACUUGGACUGGGUGAAUAUCGAAUAGCUUUCAAAAGCUUAGGGGCUUUGCACUAAAAUAAGUUACCUUGGGUAGAAUUAUGAAGUUCCAGAUUAUGGAAAAAUAAAUUAUUAACAUAGAAUUCAAAACUACCAUAAACUAAACAAAAAACUAUAGCCAGCCCUUAAAGGGUUACACCAAGCACCAUGACCACUGAAGUGGUUUGAAAAGGUCAUGGUGCCUGGUAUCUCUAUGUGCAGUAUUUCAUUAUGAAAUGCUGCACAAAGUUUAACCCCUCCAGAUGUGUAACUCCACCAGAGUUCCAGUUGGCUGAUGUGAGUUGUGUAUUGAACAUCUAGCACCAGCAUGCUGGCCACAGGCUUCCAAUAGCAGCAGAGCCCCCUCACUCUGUGCCUCCCAAGUCCUCCCCUCUGCCUGCCUACCUGACAUUUGUCCCCCUCCAGCUUAGAAUUUGCCACUCGUGUCACUUCAGUUUAGUUAAUAACCCUUUUAGGUAAACACUCCACUGCCCAAAUAAAAUUCACU